Doryrhamphus excisus (bluestripe pipefish) is the source of this 6184-nucleotide messenger RNA. Lineage: Eukaryota; Metazoa; Chordata; Actinopteri; Syngnathiformes; Syngnathidae. The record is from RefSeq and is a predicted model, not a curated record.
UAAAAACAAAAUAUUCAGGAAAAAAAAUAAGUAUAUGUUUUUGUAAUGAGCUGCUAUGGCGGCUGCACAAUAGGGAAAAAGCCGAAAGAAAAACAGAAGUAAUGUCAAAUAUGAUACAGUACUGUCAUAUAUUUAUAUAUAAGACAUUUAAUGGUUGUUUUUAAAGGGCACACGGCGUUCAGAACAUUUAUUGAUAUUUAGAGACGAUAUUUUAAAUUUCUUACUUUUAAAGGGUCACGUGAGUUUGGGGUCUUGCACUGACUGCCAGAUAUUGCAGAUGUCCCUUUAUUCCUACGUUUUGUAUUUUGCAUGACAUUGAAAGGCCUGAUCUCUUUAAACGAGCAUUUUUACUAAUAAAAAAGGCCUGCGUUUAUUCGCUUAGUUAGUUGGCUUUUUACAAUCAUUUUCAUGAAAUAUAUUCAUCAUUUUUAUCCGUAAACUGAUUCUCAUCUGGCAACAGUACUCUCCAUUUUAUCCAACAUGGCGGCUUCGGAUUGCAUCCUCCGUAGAAUCCUGAACCGGUCCCGACACGGCUCUGAAAAGAGGUCAGAGGUCGUCUGCAGGGAGACGCUGUAUGUCCUGGAUGUGUCCCGCUACACACGAGACCUGGGAGCAUCCGUCUACUUCCCCAACGCCGUCCUGACAGCGGCCGACUUGUAUGACAUCACACUCAGCGACCUGGACUGCCGCCUGCGCGUCACUCUGGAUCCCACUUUGAACCGGCUGGUGGAGAGGAACGUGCUGCGGUGUGGGGCGGCCUUACAAACCACAGCCUUGGCGCCGGGUGUCACGUGCACCAGCUUUAUUCUGGUGCGUGUGGACGUGAAAGAUGAAGAGGCGGACGUCAGGGUGUCGGACUACGACUCGCUGCGGUGGACCGCGUCCUCCGAAGUGUCAGGUCCUCUGAGGGCUAAUCGGACGCUUUUCCUGCCUCUGUGGAACAACGUGGACUACAGCGGCGCCGCCUGGCGAAAGACUCCUCACCCCGUGGAAGAGGAGGAGGAAGACGAAGAGGAGGAGGUGAAAGAUCACCAUCCUAGCGUGACCGUGAAGGACCUACGUGAUGGGUACUUGUCCAAGUGCCUGGGCGGCAUGCGCAGUGCCAUACGGCGUCAGCUGAUCGUACGCAUCAUGACCAAGUCUCAGCUGCUGUACUACGGCAAACAAGACAGCAAUUGCAGGUGUCCUUACAGGGCGCUCCUGGAGGUGUGUGAUCACACAGGAAGUGUAUCUGUUGUAUUGUGGAACAGCAUGUGUGUCACAUGGUACCGCCCUCUGAAGCCCGGCGACAUCAUCAGCCUGAGCUCCUUCCGCAUUAAACAGCUGUACCAGUCUGAGUGCAACGACAUCGAGAUCAGCGUAAACAGCCAAAAUCCCGCCGCUCGCAUUGCUGUCCUCUCAGAAUCGUCUGUGGUGGCCAAAUGCCGGCCGCCAGCACCCACGUACAGCUUCUACAGCAGGUACCGCCGCCCCUUGUCCACCUCCAGUGGAUGUGCCCACAGCAACCACGACCACCGCCGCUAUUGUCUUCUCUUUUUCAGCAAGGAGCUGACGCAACGUCCUCACAAAUCCCUGUGUGAUGUCAUCGGCCUGCUCACUUUUACGGGACGUGCCGAGCGAAUCAGGAGAAAAGAUACUCUGGACGCCGGAGGAGGGACGGAGUUGUUGGAGUAUCGCUGGUUGCGACUGGAGGACGGAACGAGCACUCGGCCCAUCUGGGUUAAGCUCUUCUCCACCUCUCAGCCUGAAACUCAUUGCAAGCUCUGCCCAUUAUUGGUGGUGGUGUGCACUCACUUGACGGUGGUGCAGAAAGCCGGCGGUGUCUUCUACCUGACCACCACGAUGAACACGCAGCUCUACUGCACAGGUCAGGGCUACCACUCAGAGAUGAGUUAUCGCAAGACGCGGGCGGUGCGCGUGUUCCUCAAGUGGCUGAAGCAUCACGACGAAGCACGUGUGCAGCAAUCAGCUCUGAUUGGAGGAUUUUUCACGUACCCGCCCCCUCCCACCUCCUUGGAAGUGUAUAUGAAAGAUAGCUCAGGUGAGCCAGGUUUCCUUAAAGGGGCGGAGCUUCUAAGGGAGAUGACACAACUUUGUUAUAGGGAGCGACGUACCUUCUGUGUCCAGGCGGCUGUUACCAUGGUGACAUACUGUCGCAGAGGAGAGGAAGAACACUGCAUCUUUUGGACUGACACUUCUUCAAGCAUUCCCCCCUCAUCCUCGCCACCCACCUCAUCGUCCCGCCCACUGCUGUCCCCCAGUGCCAGUAGGCCGUUUAAGAGGAAGUUGCUGUUGCACUCGGACUCUCCAAAAAAGGGACCGCCUCAAGCCACCUUACAAGCGGAGCCCAGCAACAAAACAGUGGUUCUCUUUGAAGCAUCCAUGGAGUUUCUCCAAAAGACCAGUGACGACGAUGACGAGGACGACGACGACGAUGAGUCCUCUUUUGUCAGUUGCCCCUCCUGCCCGGAUUUCCCGCACAUCGCUGUAGAGUCGCUGACAAUGCGCUACAACCCCGCCCACAAGGACCAGCAGGCGGAUGCCGUCGCCAUGGGAGGACGCCCGACCACCAGCGGUGUCACCUUUGACUCACAGGAUUACUACACCUUCACGCUCAGAGUUCUGUCAGACGGCGUCGUCGUCUCCGCCAUCUUUCUUCCUCAGUCACAGUCUUCCCGCCUCCUGCCGGCUUCCCUCCCCCAUGCCAACACCUGGACCUCCAUUUUGUCCCAUGGAGCCUUUUCUUCACAUACACACCCACCCUCGCCAGGUGACCUCAUUGCCAUGGCGCCGCUGCUAGCCAAACAGAGGAUGGUGUGCUUAUUGGAGGCGUGUCAUCUGGGGGGGGACUCCAACGAGGUCAUCCUCACUCGAGCGUUCCCGCUGAGCAAAUGACGUGAGAACAAACCCCGUUGGUAGUUUGGAGUGUUGGAACACAGUAUCUGUGCGAAUGUUGAAGUACGACAAUCCCGUCUUUAUUGCGGUUAAUUGGUUCCAGACCAUUCCUUAUUUAAAAACGGAAUAUGUAUGCUUCAUUUAGGUUAAGAAUUUGUUGUAAUUUAUUAUGUUGAAAAAAACCAUGAUAGUGUUGAGGGACGACUGUGUGUGUGUGUGUGUGUGUGUGUGUGUGUGUGUGCUAGGCAUAAGACGUCUUUUAGCACCAUGGUUUGAAUGUUCAGUUUUUCGACUGGAAAGUUGUAAAAGGUUGUUGUGACACUCAAUGAGUGUGUUGUAAUGAUGUUGUGUUUGUUGUGCAGUUGUGCACAAAGACAAAAAAAGCAAUAAAAUGCAUUGUUUAUCUUUUUAUUGUCUGCGUUUGGUCAGGCUGCGGGUGCACUCAAGCGGGUGGACAUACGGGUGGAUGAAGUGGCGUGGUCCGGUGCAUGGGUCGGUGGGUGAAGGCGUGGUAAAGUGACCAGGUUAUGGGGUAUCCAGGGGUUAUGAGUGAAAGGGGUGUGGCCAGGUGUGGUUUAAGAGGGCGGGGGUUGGGUCAGUCGAAGAGGCGUGGUCAAGUGCUGUGUCGCUGACAGAUGAAGUUCAGCUUACUGGAGCAGUGUAGGUCAUUGAGGCGGCCGUCGUUAUGUACAUGAGCGCAGUCCUCGUCUCCGGGUCCGAGGCCAUGAUGGGUCCAGCUGUCAGGCUGACCGGGUCGCCAGUGCCUGCGAUUCAUGACGUAAGGUGUAUGAUUGACCCACUCCCACUUCCCCGUCCUCUCAUCGCUCAGUCCAAUCCAGUGGAAAAGGCCCGACAUGCGUUGGUGGAUAAAGUCCUGAGCAAAGGAACAUGAGCUUGUUAGUGCCGCCGCCUAGGGUUUUUGUCUUGGUCCCGAGUGACCCACUUACCCACUCAGAGUCAGACAGCAAAAUGGCCAAGUGCGACUCAUGCCCGUUGCACCAGUCUCUUGCGUCAUGCCAUGUCAGGAGGUUGCGGCUGAAGAAGUAACAGCUGGAAUGGGAGCUCUGCCAGCCAACAGGACAGCAGCCAUCCUUCGUGGAACCUGACGUUCCUCACACAGAACCCGUCAAGAAGAGCCACAACGCUACAUUUGUGUGUGUGUGUGUACCAUUGUUGAUGAUGCGUUCCAUGGAGCAUUUGAGUGACGCUACCGUCCUGCUGAUGGUGUCUAGAGCGGAAAGCUGCUUCAGAGCCUCCGAGGCUGAAAAAAACACACCCUCACUGAUGUCAUAUGACUUGGCUCACAGUGUCAUGUGACUGGUCUCACCUGAGCUGAUUUCUUCUUUGUUGUUCUCUAUGGCAAAUUUCAGCCGCUCCACGUCUUUGGCGCCGUCUGAAACGAUAACGAGGCCACAUGCUAUCGAACAACACAAGAAGGCAACAGAACAGACGUUCUUUACCUUUGGCGAGCUGCUGGAUGCUCUGCAGUGAUUGGCUGACGUUGGAAAUAUUUUUCUCUACUGACCAUAAACGGCUUGACAAACUGGAGUCUGUGUGAAUAUGCAUAUACGUACUUGAUGACAACACCACUUUACGCUUAUGGACUACUGUGUCUUUGUGUGUGUGUGUGUGUGUGAGAGCGCUCACAGCUGGCUCCCAGUACAAUAGUCAGAACCAAGAUGGCUGCUGCGGUCAGAACAGGAAACAAGCAGCGCCUGAGCAUGGAUGCACCUGAGCGAGGGACACGGGGGGGGUCUGACAUAGACCACAUGUGAGUUUUCAUCUCCUCACACACACACACACACACCUUUGGUACCUUUGGUCCAGAAGGAUCUGCUGUCCUCUUCUACAUCAUCAUGGUAUUCAGUUGUCAUGGUAAUUGGCUUCUUUUCUUCGCUGUGCUCGUCUUGGUCGUGACAAAAAGGAGCACUGACGGCAAACGUUAACACAAGCUGAAGGUGACUGACCGCCGCACGAACUUUGAACCGACCAAUAGACUGUGUGUGUGUGUGUGUGUGUGUGUGUGCGUCUGCUAAAGUUCAUGCAUUUAUUUUUCUACACACACUCUUUAUUUACACAACUUUGCCAACAGGUUGACACUCAUGUGAGAGGUCACCCUUCAGUGAGGUCAUCAUUAAAGUGCAGGAGGAUGGCGGGGGUGAAGAGGUCGCAGUCGAGGCGUAGCAGCUGUAGCUUGACAUCAUCGUCCGGGACGUUAUUCUCGCUUAGUGUCUUAUUCAUGUCCAGACUCAGUCCGUUGUGUUUCCAUGUGUAGCUACAUGCGUGCGAGUUGUAGGGGAGGUAACGCUCCCGGAUUUCAGCCAACGUCUCCUCAGAACACACCUGAGCCAGGGAGGGAGAUGUUAGCCUCUUAGCAUUUUGACUGACAGGUCACCAAGUUUAGUAUAAAUCCAAAGAACGUGGGACGGAUGCGAUGCUUGAUAUUGAAUUCACCUCCAGUCUCUGCUCCUGUGAUGUCAGCGUGUUGAUGACUCGUAUCCACCUGGUUUUAGAUGACAACCGGCCCACCUCGUAGCGCUGGUCCUUCCACCAGGAUGGAUCAAUGUCACUGGCCCAGUCAGAGCGAGGCACGGCAGGGGGAAUGUGCACGAAUCGUCCUCUGGGAGUAUAGUAGCUCACACAGUUGGUCAGUGGAUGGAUGAAGGUCAACACCUGCAACACAGAGAUGGUCAGGUGAGCUUGGUCUGAUUGGUCCGAUUGGUCGCAGUGGAUACGGGUACUCACGUCUUUGGUCUCGGGGUCAAACCAGCUGCUUAUGUCCUUUCCUGCAAACUCCAAGAUGGGCAGUAGCAGAACAUCACCUAUGAAUGAUCAUCAUUCAUAUGAGAAUCAAAAUGUUUGUCUGAAGAAGGACAAGCGUCAAUCUCUCUCACCCUCGUAUUGCUUCAUCAGGGGGGUCAAGUCACACACUUUGCCCAGGAAGGACACCCACAGGUCUGCUGAUGUGUUGUGAGCCGCCACUUGAGCAGGAGUGAAAAAGCGUGGCCUGACUGACGUCAUCACUUCGGAUUGUCGAAAAAAAAAAAUACUUGCGCUUAGAUUUUGUAAUGGUCUUGUUGUUAGGUUACCUUGACAACAAUGGGCGGGGUUCGAUGCCGACGUUUGCCCUUUGAUAUCACAGUAAGCCGUAUUCGAUGACGGCACAUUCAAAUGUCACGUUUUUGUCAACAUGACAAGAGUCUUUUGACUUCACCGAAUAUAUUUUAAGUAUUCUAAUGACGUCUUUCUGUAUCAAAAUAAUGUAUUAUGUAGAGAAAGAUAGGGAAAC